Molecule: messenger RNA, 1187 nt
Organism: Camelina sativa (false flax)
Lineage: Eukaryota; Viridiplantae; Streptophyta; Magnoliopsida; Brassicales; Brassicaceae
Source: RefSeq, a predicted model, not a curated record
UGUCUCUUUUUUUUUUUCGAAUUUCCCGUUUGAAGGAUAAUCUUGAAAAAAUCUUCUAGUCACUCUCUCUAUCACACUCUGGUUAUGGUUUCCAAGUUCUGCAAAGAUGGCCGGAGCUACUAUUGCUACUUCCAUCGCCGCUUUACCGUUGAAAAUCAUCGCCGGAGCUGACGACUUUGGAGCGAGCCUCAAGGACGCGAUGGUAUCUCACCUCCGUUCUCUCGGCAUAGACGUGGAGGAUACCGGCGUUUCUUCGUACUACUCCGCCGGAUCUGAAGUCGGUCGCCGCGUAUCCGCUUCAUCGUCCUCCGGAGUUCGCGGUUUGGUCUGCUGCGGCACCGGCGUCGGAGUCGCGAUGUUCGCCAACAAGUUCCCGGGAGUUUAUGCCGCCACGUGUCUCUCUGUCGAAGACGCCGUGAACGCUCGAUCGAUCAGCAAUUGCAACGUCCUCGCACUCUCCGGCAUUAAAACAUCGCCGGAAACCGCCGUGGAAAUCUUCGACGCUUGGAUCAAAACACCGUUCAAAUCCCCGUGUCCUGCAUCAGGAUCCGAGCCGUGGAGCUCAGAGAUCUCUUCUUUCCUCGACAAUUCUCUCUCCGAGAUGGCUCACAUCGGAAAACCAACCGUCGGUGACUCAACAAUCAAAAAGGUCUAUGAAACAACCGCGUCUUGCGCGAUUUGUUGCUUGGCCAAGAACAGAGAGUUCACUCCAGUGGACAUCAUGCCUGGAGGCUCGAUGAAGAUCGUGAGGGAGACGCCUACGUCGGCGAUUGUAAGGUUCAAAGCGGGGAGUGUAGAACCAGCGCAUCACCACACAUUCGGCCAUGACCUUGUAGUCAUCAAGGGGAAGAAGACUGUGUGGAAUCUAACCAAGAAGGAGAGAGCUGAUCUCGUUGACGGCGAUUACUUAUUCACUCCGGCAGGUGAUGUUCACCGAGUCAAGUAUCAUGAAGACACCGAAUUCUUCAUCACUUGGGAUGGCCAUUGGGACAUUUCCCUUGACGAAGACCUCGAAACUGCAUAGAAAGCCAUCGAAGAAGAACCUUAAAAGGUGAAUCUUUGUCUCUGUUGUUGUGUUCUUCAAUGUGUAACCUUUGUGUUCUCUCUUGUUUCGAAUGUUGUAACUUUGUAAGAAUGUUUGAUUUCAAAAGAUUUGAGUCAUAAUACAAAUGCUUCUCUUAUGAACA